Molecule: messenger RNA, 5078 nt
Organism: Nomia melanderi (Alkali bee)
Lineage: Eukaryota; Metazoa; Arthropoda; Insecta; Hymenoptera; Halictidae
Source: RefSeq, a predicted model, not a curated record
AAGCUUCCGGUUUUCAAUACCAAGGUCCGCAGUGCUGGAAGAAGCAUCGAGGAACAGACCACGGCUGCUUCUUCCGCGCGUCCACCCCUUACUUGGUCCCCCGGCCCCGACGCGAGACCCGAAUUUCGCGGUUCGUGUUCGCAGUGAAAGUUCAGUGAACCGCGGGCAAGCCCGAAAAGAGGAAGGGAACCGCCGAGAAGCCGAUAACAUCGGUUUCGUUGCAAAAGCCCGGCCCCGGCUCGGAAAAAUCGCGCGUACACGAUCUCGCCGUGUCUCGUUAUUAGCGUUCCUGUGCGUAUCUGCGAGGAAAACGUUGCGACACCGAGAACUGGUAGGCCUGGAAUUAUUGUGAGGGAUAAUUGCUGGAAGAGGAGAGUUUCAAGCAGAGAAUAGAGAAGGAGAGAUCGGUUCAACGAGGGAAGUUUGCAGGAGAGAUCGAAAAGAUCGGCUUCGAGAUGGCCCUUGCGCGAGCGCUGCUCGUCAUCGUAGGAAUGAUUUGCGCGUGCACCUGCGGCGGACGGACGGAAUGCGGAAAUCACGCGGAGAUCUCGCUGCUGACCAGCGUGCACGACGAUCCCUCCUGCAGGAAGUUGUCGCCCAAAGGCGUCCUGCUCUACGAAGCCGCGAAAUUCCUCGCCGAGGCUCACAACAAUAAGUCUGCCGGAUACGAUAUCGAAAUGGCCGUUCUGGACACGUGCGGCAGCAUCGCUGGCGCCUUGAAAGCGGGGAUGAAGGCUCUCGUUGGGGCAGACACCAACUGCUUGCAAGCUCCUCACUAUUUAGGAAUUAUUGGGCCGGACACUGCGACAAAUGCGGAAGCCGUACACAAGAUAACCUCAGUGCUGAAAGUGCCGCAUAUCGUGAGGCGGCAAUCGAAUUCUCCGUUCCUUCAUCAUCUCGCCAAGGAAUCCGAUUCUUAUAUCGUUCAGGGAACGCUGAAGGUCGCGGAGCAACUCAAGUGGAAGUCGUUCUCGUUGGUGGUGAACGCCGACGAAGAAGGCGAUGACGACUCGCAAAACAUCGCCAAAAAGCUGACAAUGGGCGCCAUCGAUAAGGGUCUCUGCGUCUUGGUCCACGAUGGCAACGACGACGAUUUGACGUCGCACAUCAUUCACAUUGGUAAGCCGACGGACGGAUUCUUCAACAAAGCUGUGAACGCCACUAUCCUGAUAAUCAGCGAGGGACACCUGGACGAGUACGUGAACCGUGUGAACUCAACGAACACUAUAGUGCUCGUGGAAGAUUCCAGAAACGAAUUCGCGGGACUGGAGGCGAGAGUCGAGAAAUCAAAAUGGUGGUCCAGCAAGGACAAUGGAAAGUACGACGCCGAGGAGCUGAGGGAAGUCAGAUGGCUCGAGGACGCGAUAAACGUCUACGCGAAAGCAUUAGACACGCUGUGCAAGAAGAAGAAAUGCAAGAGCCCGGUGAAUCCCAUCGACUGGAACAACGUGCUGUCCAACGUCCUGGCGGAGUACACGAAGGAGUCGCAGUCCGACCCCAUGUCCAUGGUGAUCUCGAUAAAAACGAGAGCCGGCAGCCUGAUGCACUUGGGCAGCGUGGUCGUCCAGAAGAACAAGGCGACGAUGCACUGGGGCGACGACGACUCGAAGGACGACGACGACGACGACGACGACGACGAGGACGACGAUGACGACAAGGACGAUAACGUGAUGCCGAAUGUUUUCAAGAAACUGAUCGCCAAGGAGAAAGGAACGCGCACAGGAUGCGCCACCACUGCUAAAGAGAUUAAAAUGCUGCACGACGAGGACGACGACGCGGCGCAGGUUCUGGUGUCCGAGGUCGAUAACAGCGAGUGGUGGACCAUGGUUGGCACGGUGAGCGGCGUCGGGGUCGCCAUGUUUGUCGUCGGCAUUCUAGCCGUGUACGUGGUGUACACGAACAUCCGAGGUCCAUCGGCGCCGAAGAACGCUCGCAUCGAGAGGGACACGAGCCUCAGGCGAGUGGGCAGCGACAGGGAACCACCUGUUCGUGCACAGAGGCACGCCCGUACUUUGCAGAGGAGGGACAGCAACAGGAGCAUCAGGAGCACCAUAUCCGAGAAGAGCGUCUGAGGCAACCCCGACAAGGAGACCGCACGAGACAUCGUCGACAACGUCUCUAUCGAAUCUGGCUAAUCCGACGACCGAUCUCAAAUCAGUUCGAACACGUUUAACGCUUUGACUGCCACGUGAUCCGAAUUUCGCCGGCGACGUUUUAUACGGAACCUGGGAAACUCAUUCUCUUGGCGGUCUAUCGAACGAACCGAAUUCUCUUCGACUUGCGAGACGCAAGAAGGACAAUAGAGCAGCCGCUACGGAGAAUCUGAACGCAUUCGAAACCGCGUAGAAUUCUUUAACGCGUUUCUUUCGACCAAAUCGAAUUGCUAUAGUUCACUCAAUGAAACAAUUAUAUGAAAACAUUUCUAUAUUGUAAAUAAUGCUGCAUAAUGCAGUGACAUUCAGUUGGAUGAACGUGGAAUAAUAAUGCAAUUCGAUCAAAUGAUUUAAUAUCAUAUUUUUUCCAUUCUGUGUAUUUUCCUCUGCGAAAUCGUGCGGCGUUCAACGUGUUAAUGUAGUUGAGCGCUACAACGCGUCGCUGUUCGAUUGUCUAUGUCGAUACUCGGCUAGAGAAUUUGAAGUAACGACAUUCUUCGAAAAAAUGAAGUUGGGUAGAAUCACGUCGUCGAUCUCGAAUGUGUUCAGUUUGUUGAUCAACUUGUUAACACGAAUGUAUUAGCUUGGUUAAUGAAAUUCCGAUCGGCGUCCGUUCGGCGGUCAACGUGUUAAACGCAGCCCUGUUUUAGCGUCUUCCUCUGAUCUGUUCGGUUCAGUUCGAUUCGGAAUGGUUUAGCAAUGGAAUUCGUAUCGAUAGGAAUCAAUGUAAACCGAUCCGACUCGAUUUCGAUCUGAUCCGAAGCGAUUCAACGCGAAUCGAUUGAAAUUGAUCCGGCUCGCGGCGGUCUCGAGCGAUCCGAUUCGAUUUACCUCGCGCUGAAUCGAGUCAGUCCGAAUUGAACUGGAGUAAUUGAGUUGUAUCUGAAUAAAGUUCCGUUUAGUGCAAUACAAAUUGAUUCGAAUUGUUCCUGGUAGAUUCAGUUCUGGUCGAUUUCGUUCGAGAUUGAUUCCGUUUUGUUUGGUUCCGUUCCGUUCAGUUGGCCAUAGGUUUGUUAAAAGAGCAUUCGCGUGUUUUCUGUAGAAAAAAGACAAAAUAGACGUGAAAAGUAACCGAAAAAAAAUGUGCAACAUCUAGUCAACACACGAUAAAGGAAUCGCGAGAAUUUCCGACAUCGUCGACACUGAUUGAACAACAAGCGUCGUUAAUGAGAGGAAACAGUUCUGUAAAAACCUCCUCGCGAUAGUUCUGUACAUAAGCUACACGUUUCCGACGAUGUUCGUGUACCAACGAAUAAUCCGCUAUUUUUAUUGAAUAAACUGAUAGCAUAGCUCCAACCAAAUACAGCUACCCGCAAGAUUUCCUUCUUAGAAGCGACUGUGGACGUUGGAGAACGGUACAUGCCUGUCGCACCGACGACUGUACGAAUUUCUAAUCUCCUGGAAAAUGAAUAUUAAACACGACGGAACGCGGUGAAUUAUUUAUUGAUACACCCAGUCGAUCCAAGAUUGCAAGACACCGCGUAGAAGCGUUAUUAAAGCCUAGAUUACCAUCUCUAUGCAUUUAUAAAAUUCAAUCCAACUAACGACUUCUUCAAACUGAAUAUCUCAACGUUACCUUACUCGAAACUAAAAGAAACCCUCGAUAGAAUCUUCAACCCUAAAUCAGUGAACAACACACUGUACGUUUGCGUACACAUAAGAAAUACAGAGAAAGUCUUGAUAAAAGAAGAAAAUGUAUAUCUGCAUAAAUAGAAGAAAUACAAGAAAAAAACCGACAAUUACACGAAAGUCGCACUGUCAGGAUAUCUAUAAAAAAAGCUAUGCAUACAUUAACAGUACAACUCGUCGUUAAUUAAAUCAACGAGGAAAAAUCUAUAUCUGCAUAAAGAUGAAGAAAGUGCCGGGCAAUUACACGAAACCGACGUUGUCCGUCACUCGCGAGAUUUGUAAAAAGAAUAUAUAUAUAUACACAUAUAUAUUGACCGUACAACCACCGGUUGAUUAAUGAUAAUUGCCCGUAACACGUUCUUGGCCAGUAAAUACGGCGUUCCCGGGCGCGUUCACGCGUAAGCCGGGCCGUUUAUGCGAGAGCGGUAAAUAUGUGCGACGUGUACGAAUGUACAACAGUCGCGCGGUAAUAAAUUCAAUAAAGGCUAUCCGCAGACGAGCCGAACCCGCGUAAUGGUGCUCAAUGAACGUCGAAGCUGUCGGAUAGCAGUCCACGGGAGCCGGUGAUGGAUGACGAUCGAACGGUCCACGGGAAACCCGGCUCGAAACGGCGUUCGUUGGUAACCGUGGCGAUUUGCGAGAGUGCAGUUGCGUAACCGGGCCUGCAUAAUUCAUGGACUAAUUGGCGCGCGUUGCCAAAAGCUGCCGCUACUUCGGCUCAUUCAGUUUUACUCGGUUCCUCAAUGGGAAUGUCGAUCUUCCGGACGCAAAUUGAUCCGCCCCCCUUCGUCCUUUGCGUAGGUGUACCGGUAUCGCAGUUCUUGUCGCGCGAUACACGAGUCGCUCGGAAGCCAUUGUUAAGUGAGAAAGCGGAAAUCGAGAGAACUCUCGAUUUCUGAGAUUAUACAAUAUACUCGGAUAGAAAGAAGGGGUUCCUUGAAUAAACGAGUAGAUCGUUUAAUAAUUAGGAAGGAUAUCAUUUAUUCCAUUGAAAUUGAGGAAAUUAGGGAAUAUCAGAAAAUCGACUGGCUCCUGAGCGACUCGUAUGGUAUUAAUGAUUUGGAGGAUAAUUAUCAACGCAACUAGAUACAUAGUGUUUAUUAAUUAUUGCUAUUGUUAAUACUGUUACCGUUAUUACUGUUCCCACUGUUAUUACUGAUUUCAAUCGCAAUUGUCGAUCAUUGGGAAGCUUUGCGCGUGAGUGGCAUUCGAAUAAUGUCACCAGUCGUUUGUAUCCUAGAACUUUAUCUGCAGUGUAAACGAGAGGAAAAUAUAAAAUAUGGUAUUGCUGUUGAA